This is a messenger RNA of Pecten maximus, 3085 nucleotides long. RefSeq lists its product as uncharacterized. NCBI's taxonomy places the organism in Eukaryota, Metazoa, Mollusca, Bivalvia, Pectinida, Pectinidae. The record is from RefSeq and is a predicted model, not a curated record. The transcript is spliced from 5 exons. The coding region runs from base 803 to 1621 and encodes 272 amino acids.
UUUUGGAACAAGUUACGGCAGGGAGCUUCAAACACUUUCGCUCGUGUAGAAGAUGACUACAUGGAUAUGUACCGAGGAGAAUAGUUAGAAGGUUGUGGGCGGCGCAACGUUAAUAACUUGGAUGAGAAUGUUGAAGUAUCUGAUGUAUAGAAGUGCGUAGAUAUAUAUAUACCCGUCAAUAAGUCUUUAAAACAAAACGAGCAUCACAUAUUCUAUUACCAUGGAAUAAUGAUAAUGUGUGGUCAUUAAGAAUUUCACGGGUGAAACAUGUCUCGAUUUGGUGCUUUCACUUGUAAUUAUAUGAUGAUGGCGGGUAUGUGACAGCCUCAUUUAAAUACGACACGUUUGACCGCUGUUGACGCUCAUUCCUUCUCGGAUACAACCUUGUAUAUACAUGGCAGUACCACCAGGCUCUGUGUCCCUGUCGCCAGCCCGGGGAGUCUGCGUCCAGUGUCGCCGGAACUGGUGCUGACAGGAAAGUCCUCACCGCAUUAUUCCAAUCGUUUCGCACACUAUUAAUUUAUCAUCUCCUGGAACUCCGGUAUAAAACGUGUAGCUACGGCUGUGUGAACUGCUGCCAUUAUAACCCACGUUGUGUAGUUUGUUCUGCCAUUGGUGGCGUGCAGUUGUCAUAGCUCGCUGUCGUGUCCCCAAUGACGGUGGACAGGAGAAUUAGAGGGAGUAUACCGCCGCCCAUCAACCUUCACACAUAAGUGUUUAAUUCAUUGUGUCUGUAAAAAGUGGACAUUGUCUUCAUUAUUGAUUGGAUAUAUAUCUACCACCAUCGGAUUCGCUUGACCACAUGGUGGACAACUGUAAGGCGAUGUCGGAAACACUGGUCAGUUCAAAGAUGCGCUCUGAAAACAACAACACGUAUGACUGGAAGGCAGACAACAGGAGGAGAGCACCGUGUACCUGUGCUCGGUAUACACAAAGUAACGCGUGUGCUUUAAAACACCGUUUCGGAGUUCGGAUACAUAGUGGCUUUAGGAGAUCACCAGAGCUGUCUGUGACCGACAGUAACUUAGAGGCCCCGUACAUGAUCGACAGAUCGUCACCAAAGACGAAGGCUGACAAAGCGAGUUUCUGUGAUAACGAAAUCUCGAGCCAUCCGAACGAGAUCUCGGGCCGCCAACGGCAGCCCAGCCCCACCACGUAUUCCGAGGUGAUAAUCUUAGACAGCAUACCCUCGGGACCCUGGCCAAUCAAACGAUCAGCUAGCUUGGAAAGCCGAGAUAAUCCAUUCGUCCCCGGAAGUGAUCUCUGCAAAGAAGCCGAGGAAAUUUUACAGAAAGCAACGAUAAUCCGGGAUAGAUUCAUCUUAAGUGAUGAAACAGGCGAUACACCGGAUGGGGAAGUGACGUCAGAGACAAAAUCACAACCUAACUUUCCUGGGAAUGGAAAAGACUGUUCAGUUGUGGAGGAAGAACUUUCCCCACAAACUUCAGCUCCUGUGAACACUGCUCCAAACGCUAAAGCUCGACAGAAUGGUAAAAUAGACGAUACCGUGUCUCCGACAGCUGUUAAGGUGGAGGUGGGUGGGGGUCAGUCAGACGGUCUCACCGUCAUUGGAGAUGCUAAAGACAAAAAGAAACAAAAGAAGUGCUGUAGCGUCAUGUAGCAUCGCCUGGACAUUUAACUGGACACAGCCAUUAUCACUCAUGUCCGUUUGCUUGUACCUAAGUAUUCAUCUCCAUACACCAUAUUAUAUCAAUAGUGGAAGCUUUCGACAUGCUAGCAGUUUUAUUUGAGGCGAACCUUCCAAGUAAGAUUAUCAGACAGGAGGACAUUGUCAGCGUGUUCUUUGUGUCGACAUCGGAUGGUACGAUUCCUAGUUUUACUUCCAACAUAUCUUCUUAUUUAUUCAGUCUCGCCUUUGACGUCGCAAGUGACGUCAUCAUGUGACGUCGCAAGUGACGUCAUCAUGUACGCCAGGCUUCACUCCGUCUAUCAAACCUGCAGUCAUUGCCAUUUGUGUUCAUCAUAUUGUACACGUCAUGAUUUGUUUACGAUAAGUUAUCUCGGAUACACUAUUACGAACAGUGCCCAUGAGAUGGAGUUAUUGAGACUUCCGUGCCUCUCAUUAUCUUCAAUGUCGCUCAUUUUCGUCUCCCUAAAAUGUUACAAGUGUUUGUACGAGAGGAUAUGUGUCAUUGAUGCCAUGUCCUUUCUGUGAAAUUAGAAAUCAGCCUAUUUCGAGUGACAACGGAUUGUGCAUUAUUCCAUACAAAUGGUGAAGGAUUACCUCCGAACCGCGGGGUGUGUGAUAAUAUGCUUGGUAAGUCGUGGUUGGGGAAUAUAACCCCAUGUGUGGGAGGUUUCAAGCGUGUCUUGUUAUCGAUGUGACACGCCCUGCUUCGUCACAGUAAGGCUGAGUUCUCGUCCAUCAUGUUCAAUCGACUUUUGCGACAAACUGAUUUUUUUAACAUCGUAUAAGUGAAUACCGACAAGGAGUAUGUUUUGUGAAAAGAUUGCAAAAUGGAUUAACGUCAUGCUUUGGGAAUUAAGGUGGAAGGAUGUCUGGCUCUACGUGAGGGAUAUUUCGUCAGUCGGUACGGAAGUGAUGUUAGUGAAGGGAUAACUUACUAUUCCCUAUAACCAGCAGAUUUUAAUCAUUGACCCUCAACUUUUCGAUUUUGUUUUGGAUUUGUAGACAACAUGAAGGUUGAUGUUUAGAGAUAUUUGUUAAUUUCGGUUUUAUUUAUUGUGCUGACUUAUUUUUCUGGAUCUACUACAAUAUUAGUGGUGAUGUAUACAGUCCCAGAAUCAUCAGAUAUAUUUAUUUAUUUUCCUUCGUCAACAGUCAUACUGUUUGUUUCGCGCCCUUUGUAAUUUUAUGAAGUAGCCAUUUUGAGACAUUGAACGUUUGACGCGAUAAUGACGUCAUAAAACUAUGCCACACUUUCAAAUAACUCAAAAUCAAACACGCAAGAAGAUAUAUAUAUAUAUAUAGGGAGAGGCGAAGAUAAUUUACGUUAAAUUAAAUAAUAUAUUUUUUGCAUUAGUGAUAUCUUUUGUUCUCGUGGCGUUUUGUUCCAUGUUUCCACACCGAAACCAGCAUGGAAUAAAAUGAUGGACACAUGUU